GGAUCUUUUUCCUCACACUCUCAAUGCAGGAUCUCACAAGAGCAGCCUUGCCAACGAGUCCUCGUCCUAAAAGAUGUCAGACUCUGUUGAUGACAAAGAUAUUAUUGAAGAAGCCAUGGAUUCUCGAGUGACAUGUGGGAUCUGUAGAGGGCGCUACAAUGAUCCCCGCCUUCUGCCAUGUCUUCACUCAUACUGUCUGUCUUGUCUGCAAGGGCUUGAGGCUCAUGUUCUCUUCUAUCGAGAUGAUGGAAGCAGUGAUACCAGCUCCCUGAGUAGUAUGCUUAGCAACUUGGGCACCAAGGCAACAGCGAUCAUGUGUCCAGCGUGUGGUACAGAAGUGGAGUUACCCAAGGGAGGGCUGGCAGUGUUUCCAGUGGAUUUCAUUGCUCAGAGGAUGCUGGUACUUGACUCCCUGAACCCAAACUCUAGCAAUCUCAUCUGUGAACUUUGCACGGAUACCUCCAAGGCCAUUUCACGCUGUGUAGAAUGCAUGGUGAAUGUGUGUGGUUUCUGUGUACAGGCACACAAGAGACAACGCAAGACUGCCAGCCAUGAAGUGAUCAGCCUCCACGAAGCCCAGCGUCAAGGGACGGCCAACCUUCACUGCCCUGUCUUGUGCCCGAAGCAUACCCAAGAGGAGCUGAAGUUUUUCUGUGAAACGUGUGACCAGCCUGUGUGCAGGGAGUGCUGUCUGGUUGAGCAUCGGGAGCAUCUUGUGGAAUAUACUGAGGACGUAGCGGAACACCACGCUAGGGUCAUCGCUAACCUGAUUUCGCGUCUCCAACCUCACAUGCAGGCCAUCAUGGCUGGCAAGGCUGCAUCAGAACAUCUUGAAUGCAUGAUCAAGGAGCGGGGAGAGCAGGUCAAAUGUGAGGUUAACCACUACUUUGACAGCUUCAUCCAGGCCUUGCAGUUGCAUCGGCAGUCCUUGCUGACACAGAUCGGGCAGGUGUGCGACACAAGGUCCAAGUCCCUGCAGUCGCAGCGGAUACAACUCCGGCAGAUUCUCAAUGACAUGGAGCACAGUAGCCGACUAGCAUCUCAAGCCCUGGCUGACAGCAACAACAAGGAGCUCAUGUCCAUCAAACCACUCAUCUCUCAAAGGUUGUGCCACCUGAAUAGAGUCUCCUACAAGAGCACACCUAAAGGAGACUCAACUCUCCAGUUUAAACCAAAGAUAUUGUCAAAGAAGAUGGUGAAUGGAUUGCAGGUUCCGGGAGUUGUAGACACCAAGAUGGCCGACUCUAUGAGGACCAUCGCAAAGGGAGAUGGUCUUCAUAGAGCAAACCUAGGCAAGCUAACUACAGUGACUGUUCUUCUUCAAGAUACUACGGAGCAGGCCUAUCAUAAUGGUGGAGAUGAAAUCAUGGCUGAAUUACUCUCCAUAGAGGGUAGAACAAGAACGUACCAAUGCAAGGUGAUUGAGAAUAGUGAUGGGAGUUACGGAGUGAGCUACACACCCAAGCAGCUCGGAGCUCAUUCACUCAACAUCCUUGUCAAUGGACAUCAUAUAAGGGGGAGUCCAUUCAGUGUUACGGUGAAGGUUGGAUGGCAGGAGCAUACCGGUAUUUAUCAUUGCUGUACGUUCUGUUCCAGUGAGGGCAGCAAACAAGCUACAUGCGCAUGUGGAGCCGUCAUGCCCGGUGGCUUCAAAGGUUGCGGUCACAGCCACCCGGGCCAUCCGGGAAAAUGGCACUGGUCCUGCUGUGCCGUCACCGACAGAGAGGCCGAAUGCAAUGCCGACACUAAGCGUCCUACCAAGAAAAGGGACAAUAACACCCUGACCUUGCUCCGCAACAGACUCCACAGUACCAGCUCAGGAUCCAGCGAUAGGUCGUCUAGAUCAGGCGAUGGAGGACCUGUGCGGUUUACUGAGAAACCAACAGUUGGCAAGAGAGUUCCUACAACUAAAGUCAAGACUGUAUCGUUAUAGCAGACUUUAUAGCUACGGUUCAUUUCAUAAAGAUGUUUAUAAGUCACGAGCAACUAGUGAUCAUUUCUUGUGCUGAAUGAGAUACCCCAAAUUUUUUUGUUUGAUAUAACAAGAGUGGAUUUCAGGACUAUCCUUUACCAAAAUAUUGAAAUUUUCCAUUUAUAUGAUUGUUAAAAUUGAGAAUCCUAAGCCACAAAGAUUGGAUUUCAAUUGUAUUACACAUGGUUGAUGCGAAUUAAAAUGAAUUACAUUCUGAUGCGCCACAAGAAAGGGUCACCAGUCAAUUGCAAAGUCGUUCGUCAUUUAUGAAAAAUAGCUUUAUGAAACACCAACCAAUCAUACUUGGUUUUACCAACUUUGGAUCUACUGACAAACUGUCUAGGUGCCUGUUGCAGAAAGAGUUUAAUACCAUCAAUCCCAACUAAAAAAAUCAAAACGCAACUUCAUUUUCAACCAAUGAAAUGUGCUUAUCAGGGACUUGCGAUUGAUUUCUUGAGUUGCGUGUAAUUUUUUUUUCUUCAAUGGGCCCUUGUUCAGGGCAUAGAGAGGUUUUCUGGUUUAUUGGGAAUCUCUAGUGAACAAAGUUUAUUUACAUUUACAGCUCAAAUAGAAUUGUGUCAUUAUAACAUGUGAGCAAGUCUUAUUAUUGGAGAAUUGGUCCAGAGUUUUAGAUUUAAAUUAAUUUGUGAGUUUUAAUUUCAUUAGGAUGUGAUGGAAAUUAUGAUGAAAUUCUCCUAAGUUUUUUUUGAUCGAUUUACUUUAAUUUUCCUAAGUUUUUCUCAUCGAUUUAUUUUAUUAAUUUUUUGGAAAGGGUGACAGGUUGGUUAUUUGUUGACUAAUUUACAGCAAGUUGAUCUGAAUAAAGAGAGAAGAAUCGAUUAAGCAUAAUAAUGAACAUUUAAUAUCAAAACGAGAUUUAAAAUGAUAAAGAAGUGGGAUUGUAACAUUAUGUGUGUAUUCCCAUAGCAGUGAUAUGCAUGAUCAGGGUGGUUUACAAACGAGAGAGCCAGUGACGUCACACACCCACUGUAUCUCGCAUUAUAUUAUGAUCUUUUUUCUCAAUUAAAGGUAAAUACCAGUUGUAACAAUUUCAAAAUGAGUUUGAACAGAAUCCAAUAAAAUUACCAUCUAAGUCUUUGUAUGUAUGAAUGAAAAAUAUGUGCCAAAUAGCUCUGGAAGAAAAUGCGCAAUUGCUGAGGGAUGACCAAAAUAUGCACAGAGUUCCUUCAAACUUUGGGUAUUUUUUCGAGCAAUAUUUAUACAUUGUCCCACAUAUGCUUUUUGUGUUAGUGAUCAUCAGAAUUAUCGGUUUUGAGCUAAGGUGUCAUGAUUUCACAAAUAUAAGUUUACAUUGGUGUACCAGAUCUAGAUAUAUGGUGACAAUUAACCUUGAUUUUAAAGACUUUCUCAUGAAAUAAUUGUUUUCUGCAACAACUUUCUUUUACCUUCUUGUAAAACACAUUGUGACUCCUCCCUGAAUAUGUGAAAGCAGCAUUACUGUUAGUGUAACUAUUUGUGAUUCAACCAAGAGCUUCUUUAUUGUCAAUUAUUUUACACAUAAUGAAAUAUUCCAGAUCUCAUAUAUACAGUACAUAGAAUAAAAAAAAAAUCAACAUCACUGGCUCUCUCAUUCGCACAACCUCUGAGUUGGAUGUAUUUUGUUUUUAAAUUCAAACAAAUUAGGAAAUUCCAUUUCUUUCUUUGUUUUUCAUGAAACUUUGAUAAUUUCCAAUUUGUCAGUGUUAUGCUUAGAACUCUUAUUUUCUUUUCUUUUUUGCAAUCAAUUUGCUAAACUUUUUAUUAAUUUUGAAAAAUUUGAAUUUCCAGCAUAUCAGUCACAACUUUUGUUGUCUUUCCUUGUAAUCAGAAGAUUUUGGCCCAAACUAUAACUCUGUGAAGUAAGGGAGAGUAUGGGAAAUUUAAUUAUUGCUGCUUUCUUUUUUCUUUUUAAAAUUUUAUUUUAUUUUGAGUUUGUCCAUCUUUUAAAGAGUAAUUGCUUUCUGUAAGAAGACAUCUUAUUUUUGAAGGGGGAAAAAUCGAAGUAUGAUUAAAAUGAAAGAUUAAAAAAUUAAUGCACUAUAAUUUGAGAAAGACGAUAAUUGAAUUGUACAAGAAAAAAGAUAUGUCAAUUUUGUUUUUCAAUCUUCCUUUUACUUGAAAAUUCAUGAACUAUGCAAUUUCAUGAUUAUGCAAUAUUUUUCACUCAUGACAAAUAAUAGGAAUUGCCAUACUGCCUUAUUAUUCAAUCUUGAUUCUUGAAUAUAUUACUCAUGCAUGACUUUCUUAUUUAUUUGUAUCUUUUGUAUUUAUCGCUGCCAUUACAUUCUCAGUAAUCAUUUAUUGAAUGCAUUUUAUUUCAUGUCAGUGGUGCUAUAAGUUAUGAAUCAAUGCUUAUAUUAAUAAAUUAUAAAAUGGGUCCAUGGAUGUUGCUAAUAGCGAGUGCGCAUGCAAAUCAUGCAAAUUAUCAUCCAUGAUUUACUUCUGUUCAACCUUUCAGCCAUGCUUUCUUAGUUGCCGCACUGUGCAUCUUCAUAGUAUCACUUUAACGCUGGCGAAUAAAAACCGGUGCUAUAUGAACUAUGCAUUCUUAUAAAGAGGCUAUAAAGCGAGGGCUUUGAUGUGCAUCAUUCUGGCUACCCUUUUAUUUUCAUGAUAGAAAGCAGAUGCUGCCUCUAAAUUUGUGCAAUCUGAGGGGAGGGGUACAAUGGUGCUAAAAAGUUAGUGAACCCCACCAGAAAAUGAACAUAUUCAAAGUGUUCAAUUUCUGCCAUCUUUUAGAUAUUUAAUUUUGAAAUCAGAUGAUAAAAUAUUACAUUCAAUAGUUUGUUUCUCUGGGCUUGCCGGAAAUUGUAGUGUUGUUGUCUACUUUCAAUACUCGGCAUGAAGGAGUGCAUUUUCUGCUGGAGUUCACUAACUUUAUAGCGUAUUGACACUCUGCCCAACGAGGAAGAUCUGGCGUACCAUCGCGUCACGACCCGGUCGGGUGAUGUGAAGGUGCAACGUGUGCACACUUGCUCUUUCACUUGCUUUGAUUCCUUUUUACGUGAGUUAGGAGAUAUAGCGAUAUACAUUUUGGAGUUCAGAAAGCAAUUUCGAAUAUGAUACACAUAAUGCAUCAUACAACUUAAUAUUAUUUUGUGAAAAGUCUCUGAAAGUGAAAACUGUUUUAUAAGGGAAAAGAUCCAUUGCAAUUGAUCUUCAUGCUGAGCUUGAGCGGUUGAAAUGACGUCACACAUGUGCACCUUGACUAUGAUUUAGAAUGGCAGAAUGGAGGUGGCGAGGUUCUCAGUUCUGAUAGUCGGCGAGGGUGAGGACCCGACGCAUUUGGCAGGCCGUAAAAUGACGUCAUCUCGUACCAGCCGUCUAUGUAGAUGUAUGAUUCUAAAAGUGCUUAUUCAUACAGACAAUACUGGCAACCCAUUUUAUAAAACAAACAAUGCAUAGGUUUAAAUUUGUGAUAUUAGUGUCAAUCUGGGCAUCUUGCAUAUUCUCAUUAUUAAUAAUGAUAUUAUUCAAAAGCACUUGCACAAGCUCUUCAUAUUUGUCUCACAUUCUACAUGGCCUAAAGUGUGCUGCAUCGUCACUAUCAUACACAAUCAGCCAUGCAUUGUUUGUAUACUAUUGUAUUUUACAGAUGUACACAAAGUAGAACUAGAUGAUGUAAUAAUGAGUUUAUUGACUAGAUUGUGAUAUUGUCAUAUGGGAUUUGUGCUGUUUAAAGGAAUAUUAAGAAAUGAGAGAAUGAGAUUCAUAAUAUACAAAUUAGUGGUCUUCUAGAC
Messenger RNA from Lytechinus pictus (painted urchin), 5712 nucleotides. RefSeq names its product E3 ubiquitin-protein ligase TRIM45-like. Gene Ontology annotation, cellular component: nucleoplasm. The coding region runs from base 74 to 1933 and encodes 619 amino acids. Lineage: Eukaryota; Metazoa; Echinodermata; Echinoidea; Temnopleuroida; Toxopneustidae. The transcript is spliced from 6 exons. The record is from RefSeq and is a predicted model, not a curated record. Gene Ontology annotation, molecular function: ubiquitin protein ligase activity; protein binding; zinc ion binding.